Messenger RNA from Sitodiplosis mosellana (orange wheat blossom midge), 4247 nucleotides. RefSeq names its product sodium-dependent dopamine transporter (gene DAT). The coding region runs from base 438 to 2240 and encodes 600 amino acids. Gene Ontology annotation, cellular component: neuron projection; presynaptic membrane; neuronal cell body membrane. Gene Ontology annotation, molecular function: dopamine:sodium symporter activity. NCBI's taxonomy places the organism in Eukaryota, Metazoa, Arthropoda, Insecta, Diptera, Cecidomyiidae. The record is from RefSeq and is a predicted model, not a curated record. The transcript is spliced from 11 exons. Gene Ontology annotation, biological process: sodium ion transmembrane transport; dopamine uptake involved in synaptic transmission.
GAUCAGUUGGCUGACAACACUUUUCGAUUUCACUUGUGUUCCACUUUUUUCCCUCAAGCAAAUUUGAACAUACCGUUUUGAUAUCUCAAAUUACAUUCAUUCUUCAUAACGUUUCCGGAGUGUUUCAGUGCUAACAAAACUGAGUUAUUUUAUUUUUCUUUGCAAAAACAAACAACAUCACUCAGCCGUUUUAAUUUUUCAUUUUUUUUUUUCUUCUUCAAAAUUUACAUUGGCUUUGAUAAAAUGUGGACAGAAUUUUCGCGAUAAAAAAAAGCAAACAUACAAAGUAGCAAGUUUUGUUUUAUUCGGAUUCAGUAGUGAUGAUAUCAAGACCACCACACUUGAGACGUAUGAAAAAAUGAGAUCUUGGACAAACCAUUCAAUAUAGAAUUUCAGAGUGCUGUGAUAAAAGUGGCGAAGGCAUCGCCUUAGCGGCGAUGUCAUCUAUCGGUCAAGUAGUGAAAACGCGAACACCACAAAUCGAGCUAACCGAUCCGGAGCAACGGGAAACAUGGUCGGGGAAAGUUGAUUUUCUUUUGUCGGUUAUCGGAUUUGCAGUUGACUUGGCAAACGUCUGGCGAUUUCCAUACCUAUGUUACAAAAAUGGCGGAGGUGCUUUUUUGCUGCCGUACAGUAUAAUGUUGGUUGUCGGUGGGAUUCCGUUGUUUUAUAUGGAAUUGGCAUUAGGUCAACACAAUCGGAAAGGUGCUAUUACAUGUUGGGGUCGUUUAGUGCCACUUUUCAAAGGAAUCGGUUAUGCUGUUGUAUUAAUCGCGUUCUAUGUCGAUUUCUAUUACAAUGUAAUAAUUGCGUGGUCAUUGCGAUUUUUCUUCGCAUCUUUCACUAGUGACUUGCCGUGGACUUCAUGUGGUAAUAUUUGGAAUACGGCAAACUGUAAACCGUUUGAAAUUGUAAACACCACCGCUGUCAAUGGCACAUUCAGUAAUACAUCACUAUCGCAAAAUACAACGGAAUAUGUGAAAUAUUCAUCGGCCGCAUCCGAAUAUUUUAAUCGAUAUAUUCUCGAGCUGAACAAAAGCCAAGGGAUCCAUGAUUUGGGUGAAAUUAAAUGGGAUAUGGCACUGUGUUUGUUGACCGUCUAUUUGAUUUGUUACUUUUCAUUGUGGAAGGGAAUCAGUACAUCGGGCAAAGUUGUAUGGUUUACAGCGUUAUUCCCAUAUGUGGUUUUAUUCAUUUUGCUGAUCCGUGGCAUUACAUUGCCGGGCGCAAUGGAAGGCAUCAAAUAUUAUCUGAAACCAAAUUUCGAUGUCAUUCGAAAUGCUGAAGUUUGGGUGGAUGCUGCAACGCAAGUGUUCUUCUCAUUAGGUCCCGGUUUUGGUGUUCUCUUAGCUUAUGCUUCAUACAAUAAAUAUCAUAAUAAUGUCUAUAAAGAUGCUUUACUCACAAGCUUCAUCAACUCAGCGACAAGCUUCUGCGCUGGCUUUGUGAUUUUCUCGGUGUUGGGAUACAUGGCGCAUUCAUCCGGACAAAGUAUUCAAGCCGUCGCUACUGAAGGACCUGGUUUAGUGUUUAUUGUUUAUCCAGCGGCAAUCGCGACAAUGCCUGGCAGCACAUUUUGGGCGCUCAUAUUUUUUAUGAUGCUCUUAACGCUGGGACUGGAUAGUUCGUUUGGCGGUUCGGAGGCGAUAAUAACUGCAUUGAGUGAUGAAUUUCCAAAGAUUGGACGGAAUCGUGAGAUCUUCGUGGCCGGUCUGUUUUCGUUGUAUUUUAUCGUUGGUUUAGCCAGUUGCACGCAGGGCGGAUUUUAUUACUUUCAAUUAUUGGAUCGUUAUGCGGCCGGAUACUCAAUUCUCAUAGCCGUGCUAUUCGAAUCGAUAGCCGUUUCGUGGAUCUAUGGAACGAAUCGAUUCUGUGACGAUAUACGUGAUAUGGUUGGUUUCUAUCCAGGUAUUUACUGGCGAAUUUGCUGGAAAUUUGUGGCCCCAUUUUUCUUGCUCUUCAUCAUUGUGUACGGUCUAUUUGGUCAUCAACCGUUGCAAUACGACAAUUAUUAUUAUCCGGAAUGGGCAAAUAUGUUGGGCUGGUGCAUAGCUGGUUCAUCGGUCAUGAUGAUUCCAUUGGUGGCCAUCAUCAAAAUUCUCACAACGCGCGGAACAUUUCGCCAGCGUAUUCGCAAAUUGACGACACCGUGGCGCGAUCGUCGACCCAGCGUUAACGGCGUUGUGACUGAACCAGCUCAGAUUCGUUUAACAUCGGCCAAAGCCGGCGAAGAUGUGUGAGAACCAAAUAAAUGUGAACGACCUUAUGCACGAUUCACCGUUUACUAUGUUUAAGCUGUACAGAAGCACCCCCUGUUUACAUUGCUUUAGCAUUAAGAGCAUAAUUCAUUUAUCUAAAUGCAAUAUUUAGCACGAACACAAGAACAACAACAACUUAAAAUCAACAAAUUAAUCCAAGCCACAAGUAAUCAAAUAAUUAUUCGAAUUACCAAUUAAAAUGCAUCCCACACAACCAAAUAGAAUGCAAUUGUUUGAAUACUGUACGUUGAAUGUAAUUUGAAUAAAUAUUAAAAUAUAAAUAAGUCAUAAAUUAACGAUAAUACACAAAUAAACUCAAGAAUAUCGAUAUAGCGACAGGUUCAAGUAAAAUUCAUUUAAUCGAUAAGUUUAUGCAUAUUUUACAAUUAGUUGAUACUGAAAAGAGAAAAUUGAUGUGGAAAAUUAAGUACAGUGAACAAAAGAAAAAAAAAUACUACCAAAACGAAAUGCUGUGUAGAUAAUAGAUAAAAAAAACUAAUUCUCAAAUGUUGAGACAGAGAGAAAAGGGAGAGUUAAUUGAAUUGAUCAGACACAAAGCAAAACUGAUAUGUCACAAAGUGAUCAUCUAAUCUAGACAUUAAGCCAAGAAAAAAUCAUAUUUAUUUUAUUCUAGUCACACAUUUUAACUGCUGAGAGAGGUCCAUUUUUCUUUGAUUAAAAAAAAAAAUCACUUGAAUGCCAAGUGACAACAUGUUCGCACCAACAUUCCCCUGUUGAAAUACCAUCAAUCAAAACGAUUGUAAGUGUUUUCAGUUGAUUCAAUUUCUGUACAUAUUCAUGUGAGGUACGAAAAAGAAUACAAUAAGUUUCAUCGGACUAAGUAUCAAUAUUAAUGCAGUUGCCCGUGUAGCUCAAACGCGAUGUAGAUAUGCAGGCCUAUGUGAGAAUAAAUGAAAACAGAGAACGACACAAGCGUAAACCUUGAGUUGUGUGCUCGUAAUUACCACUCAUGUUCUUAAAAGCUGUUCUAUCGUAUAUCUCCACAUGGGUCCGCACAUCUCAACGACACUUCGAAUUGAACUGCUCGGGUAGCAACAGAUAAUUAUAUAUAGAGAUAGAGCCUGUGUUUUAAUAAAAUAGAGGGAGAGAGGACACAAUUCUUUCAUUCAUGUUUCUUUAUUUAUCCAAAUUUCGUGUUCAUAGAUAGAGUAGUGAUUGUUGUGGAACAAAACCGAUUUAAGCACAACGACAAUAAAUGAAAAUCCGACAACAACAAACGAAUGUCAAACAUGUUAACAACCCCACUGAAAUGGUUCAAAUCCAUAUCAAGCUAAAUAAAAUACAGGAGAAAUGGAAAAACCAACUGAAUAUGCAACAAAAGUGAUAGUUUUUUUCAGCCAUAAAACUAUUACAUUGCUGCAUUGAAUUCCAAUAGUUUAAACUGAAACGCAAUUAGUUGAAUAAUUUUUCAUUUGGAGUGAAGUUAAUCACAGACAAAAAUCUCCUACCUAAGCUUUAAGAUUUCAACGUUGCAAUUAAAUGGCGACAAAAUUUUAGGCAAAAUGUAAAACAUCAUAGAAUAUUGGUUCAACAAAAUAACUUGUUUGUGCAGAAUAUUUACAUAGCGGCAAUUAUAUAUGUACAAUUCGGCAGCAAAAUUUCGGUUCAUUUUAGCAACACACACAUUUAUAUAGCAAGUCGCAUUCCGUAUCUUUGUUUGACAAAUACAAAAAAAAAAAACAUCAGGGAUUUUCAACUGUUAUUAAAAUUUCAGCUUAUCCAACGUAAAGUGAGGAUAAUAUUUUGUAAUUCAUUCAAGAAAUAGCAGGCCGUUAGACACAUCAGCGGAGUUCAUUUAUGUUAAAACAUCAACAAUUGUGAGUCCCCCUCAAUUCAGCCAUAUUGAAGGGGAACACAGAGAAUCAAUGCAUUGAUGUUCUUGUUGAAAUUGAUAAUACUUGAUGUAGCUAUGUCCAAUGUUUUAGUUGCUAGCUUUUUAACAACAUUGAAUAAAAUAUAUGUUUAAAA